AUGCCCGAAAAUGAAAAGGAAUAUGAUCUAAUGAGUAACCGGGAUGCGCAGCUUAGGGACGAAUCGCAGUCUCCGUUGCUCUCGCCCUCAGAGGAUACUGACCAGAUCCUACCCUAUCCGCCUGCAACUAUCUCGACCCCGAACCGUCCUGCAUCCGACAAUCGCCCAUCUCCGCAACGCCAGUCUUCCAUAGUUCGUCCUCCUACCGAGGGGCAACGUCGUACUCCACGGACAACAAAUAGAGUGCAUUUUGAUUUAGACCUUGAGGGCCAUGACGAUGAUUCUAUCGCAAACGGCCGCGCUCGUAGCUCGGACGACGAUGCGUUAUGGCUGGACGACGACGAUUAUGAGCUCAGCGAUCAAGGAAGAUCAGGCGUGCGCAACUCAGGGCAGACAAUUCCGCUACUCACCGACAUCGAGGCCCCAAGUGUGACAUUGGCAACUUCUGAGGACUUUUUCCCUGAGGAUCAUCUGGAAAGCGCCCGUCCAAGGAGCGGAUUGAACAUGGCCUUCAUGAAUAUGGCCAACAGUAUCAUUGGGGCCGGGAUCAUUGGGCAACCAUACGCACUGCGACAAGCUGGAUUGGCCACGGGGAUACUGUUGCUCACGGUCUUGACCGUGACCGUGGACUGGACCAUCCGUCUCAUUGUCAUCAAUUCCAAGAUGAGCGGCGCAGAUUCUUUCCAAGCUACCAUGCAGCAUUGCUUUGGGAGAAGUGGAUUGAUUGCUAUCUCAGUUGCACAGUGGGCAUUCGCCUUUGGUGGUAUGGUGGCCUUUUGUAUCAUUGUCGGGGAUACAAUUCCACAUGUUCUCAGUGCCCUCUUUCCAUCACUUCGGGAAAUGACUUUUCUGUGGUUGCUGACCGACCGUCGCGCUGUGAUUGUGCUGUUUGUCCUCGGCGUUUCCUACCCCCUGUCUUUGUACAGAGACAUUGCCAAGUUGGCCAAAGCAUCCGCAUUGGCGUUGAUCAGUAUGGUCAUCAUCGUUAUCACUGUCAUCACACAAGGCUUUCGCGUUCCAGCAGAGUCACGAGGAGAUAUCAGGGGUCACUUGAUUAUAGACUCCGGGUUUUUUCAGGCAGUGGGCGUGAUUUCGUUUGCUUUUGUCUGCCACCACAACAGCUUGCUGAUAUACGGGUCGCUGAAAAAGCCAACCCUCGAUCGAUUCGCAACCGUAACGCAUUAUUCAACAGGGGUGUCACUGAUCAUGUGUCUGGCGAUGGGUAUAGCAGGAUUCCUGUCUUUCGGUUCAAAGACGCAGGGAAACGUGCUCAACAACUUUCCAUCGAAUAAUAUCAUGGUCAACAUUGCCCGAUUCUGCUUUGGUCUGAAUAUGUUGACCACUCUCCCCCUCGAGGCUUUCGUCUGCCGCUCGGUCAUGACGACCUACUACUUUCCGGACGAACCCUUCAACCCACAUCGGCACCUGAUAUUUACCACCGCUUUGAUUUUGACAUCGAUGGCCAUGGCAUUGAUUACGUGCGACCUUGGCAGUGUCUUUGAACUGAUUGGCGCUACUAGCGCAGCGGCUCUUGCGUACAUCUUUCCUCCCCUGUGCUAUAUCAAACUCAGCAGCGCCUCGUGGCGAGAGAAAGUCCCGGCCUAUGCAUGCGUCACUUUUGGACUCGUCGUCAUGGGUGUCAGUGUGGUACAAGCAACCGCUAAAUUAAUCCGGAAUGAUGUUGAAGGUGGAUCAUGUAGUGCUUAG
Messenger RNA from Penicillium oxalicum, 1707 nucleotides. RefSeq names its product putative amino acid transporter. The transcript is spliced from 6 exons. The record is from RefSeq and is a predicted model, not a curated record. Lineage: Eukaryota; Fungi; Ascomycota; Eurotiomycetes; Eurotiales; Aspergillaceae. Gene Ontology annotation, biological process: amino acid transmembrane transport. Gene Ontology annotation, molecular function: amino acid transmembrane transporter activity. Gene Ontology annotation, cellular component: endoplasmic reticulum. Bases 1 to 1707 code for a protein of 568 amino acids.